This is a messenger RNA of Salarias fasciatus (jewelled blenny), 5956 nucleotides long. RefSeq names its product ankyrin repeat domain 50 (gene ankrd50). The record is from RefSeq and is a predicted model, not a curated record. Bases 605 to 4840 code for a protein of 1411 amino acids. Lineage: Eukaryota; Metazoa; Chordata; Actinopteri; Blenniiformes; Blenniidae. Gene Ontology annotation, molecular function: protein binding. The transcript has 4 exons.
AAAGACGGACGGACUCGGUCGACAUGGAGCUUUGAUCCGGAUCAGACGGGGACCGGGACUCUGUGGACCGCCGGACCGGGACUCUGUGGACCGCCGGACCGCGUCGGGCCGCACCGGACCCGGUUUAUUCUGGUUUUUGUUCACGGAGCGGAGGACGAUCCGGAUCUGAAGAGGAGCGGCUCCAGUCCUGGGUGUUGUGGAGGAGCUGACUCUGCUCUGGAUGUAAUGGAAACUCUGUCCUGGUCCGAUCCUCAGUGGUGAAUGUCAUGAAGCUUCGGCUGGAGUUCGCCGGCGGCUGCAGUCCGGAGCCGGCCGCCCUGCCGAGUCCGGCGCCAUGCUGAGGAGUCGCACCCUCGACCCGGAGGAGCUCGGUUCAGGCAGCGGGAGAGCUGGAAGAAGUUGUUGGAAAAUCUCUGGAUCCUGCCUUUUUUUAUUUGACCUAGAUUCGGCGUAGCGCUCCGCGGCGCUGCUGCAGCUCGCCGCUCUGCGGCUGACGGCACGGAUGUUUGAGUUUACAGCCGUCCUCUGCUGGAGUCCGUAGAAUGAGGGGCAGAAUCAAGACCCCCCCUGAGGAGGAGUAGGUGGAACCGCAGCGCAGAUCAACAUGGCCCAAACCAGCCUGCUGCAGGGCAAACGCUUCUACUGCCGGGACUGGGUCUUCCACAAGAUCCAGCACUGCCUGCAGGAGAAGAGCAGCGGCGCUCCCGGCAAGCAGCCGGCGCCGCCGGGCGGGGGGGCCUCCAACCCCGCCGGCUCCGCCAAGCCCGGCGGGUCCUGGGGGGUCCUGCUGGUGGGGGGCCCGGGCAGCGGGAAGACGGCGCUGUGCACGGAGCUGCUGUGGCCCACGUCGGCGCAGGGCGCCCACCGGGGGCUGCACCAGCAGGGCCUGGCCUUCCACUUCUGCCGGGCCGACGACGCCGACACGCUGUGCGUCGGCGGCUUCGUCCGGGCGCUGGCGGACCAGAUCCGCCGCGGCGGCCUGCUGCCGGGGUACGAGGAGAAGCUGCAGGACCCGGCGGCGCAGAGCGCCCUGCAGCCCGGGGAGUGCGAGAGGAACCCGGCCGAGGCGUUCAAGAGGUGCGUCCUGCUGCCUCUGCUGAGCGUCAAGCCUCCCCCCCAGGCGCUCUUCCUGCUGGUGGACUCGGUGGACGAGGGCUGCCAGGCGGGGGAGGGCGAGCAGCGCUCGUCCCCCGGCUCCCCCCGCACCAUCGCCGAGCUCCUGGCCGGCCAGCACGAGUUCCUGCCGCCCUGGCUGCUGCUGGUCUGCUCCGCCCGGCGCCAGAACAAGGCCAUCACCAAGCUGUUCACAGGGUUUCGUAAGAUCAGCCUGGACGACCUGCGGAAGGCGUACAUCGUGAAGGACGUGCAGCAGUACAUCCUGCACCGGCUGGACCAGGAGGAGGCCCUGAGGCAGCACCUGACCAAGGAGACGGCCGAGAUGCUCAACCAGCUGCACAUCAAGAGCAGCGGCUGCUUCCUGUACCUGGAGCGCGUGCUGGACGGCGUGGUGGAGAGCUUCAUCAUGCUCCGGGAGAUCCGGGACAUCCCCGGGACUCUCAACGGCCUCUACCUGUGGCUCUGCCAGAGACUUUUUGUCAGAAAACAGUUUGCCAAAGUCCAGCCGAUCCUCAACGUGAUCCUGGCCACCUGCAGGCCGCUCACGGUCAAGGAACUGUACCACGCGGUCUGGACCAGGAACAUGACUCUGACCAUGGAGGACUUUCAGAAGAAGAUGGACAUUCUCUCCAAGCUGCUCGUCGACGGCCUGGGAAGUACAAAAAUUCUUUUCCACUACAGUUUUGCAGAGUGGCUGCUGGACGUAAAGCACUGCACCCAGAAGUACCUGUGCAACGCCGCAGAGGGACAUCGGAUGCUGGCCAUGAGCUACACCUGUCGGGCCAAGCAGCUCAAGCCGCUGGAAGUGCAGGAGUUUGCGCUGCACCUCGUCAGUUCUAAUCUGCAGAUCGAGCCGUUUAAUCUGGCUCUUUGGAUGGUGUGGAACGGAACUCCUGCUAAAGACUCCCUGAGCACCUCCAUACCACGAGAGCAGGAGGUUCUGCAGCUCCUGGUCAAAGCUGGUGCUCACGUCAACAACGAGGACGACCACGCUUCAUGCAUCGUACAGCAGGCGCUCGAAAGAGAGGACUCCAUACGGACUUUACUGGACAACGGGGCGUCCGUCAACCAGUGUGACUCCAGUGGGAGAACCCUGCUGGGGAACGCCGCGUACAGCGGCAACCUGGACGUCGUCAAUCUGCUCAUAUCUCGAGGAGCCAACAUGGAGCUGGAGGACAACCACGGGCAGACGGCGCUCACUCUGGCCGCGAGGCAGGGCCACACCAAGGUGGUCAACUGCCUGAUCGGCUGCGAGGCCGACAUCAACCACACCGAUCACGACGGCUGGACGGCCCUGCGCUCGGCGGCGUGGGGCGGCCACUCCGAAGUGGUGUCCGCCUUGCUCUAUGCCGGCGCCAAGGUGGACUGUGCCGACGCCGACGGGAGGACGGCUCUGAGGGCGGCAGCUUGGGGAGGUCACGAAGACAUCGUGCUGAAUCUUUUGCAGCACGGAGCCGAGGUCAACAAGGCGGACAACGAGGGCAGGACGGCGCUCAUUGCGGCUGCGUACAUGGGACACCGAGAGAUCGUGGAGCACCUCCUGGACCACGGAGCUGAGGUCAAUCACGAGGACGUGGACGGGCGGACCGCGCUCUCCGUUGCCGCUCUCUGCGUCCCGGCCAGCAAAGGUCACGCCUCAGUGGUGAGCCUCCUGAUCGACAGGGGCGCAGAGGUGGACCACUGCGACAAAGACUGCAUGACCCCGCUCCUCGUGGCCGGCUACGAAGGACACGUGGACGUAGUGGAUCUGCUCUUGGAGGGUGGAGCCGAUGUGGAUCAUACGGACAAUAAUGGCCGCACCCCUCUGCUGGCGGCGGCGUCAAUGGGCCACGCCUCUGUGGUCAACACUCUGCUUUUUUGGGGCGCCGCCGUCGACAGCAUCGACAGCGAGGGGAGGACGGUGCUGAGCAUCGCGUCCGCUCAGGGUAACGUGGAGGUGGUGAGAACUCUGCUGGACAGAGGCCUGGAUGAGAACCACAGGGACGACGCCGGCUGGACGCCGCUGCACAUGGCCUCGUUCGAGGGUCACCGGCAGGUGUGCGACGCACUCAUCGAGCAAGGCGCCCGUUGCACAGAGGUAGAUAACGACGGUAGGAUCCAGCUGAUCUUAGCGGCGCAGGAGGGACACUAUGACUGCGUGCACAUUCUUCUGGAAAACAAGUCAUGCAUCGACCAAAGGGGAUACGACGGGCGCAACGCUCUCAGGGUAGCUGCACUAGAAGGUCACAGGGACAUCGUUGAACUGCUUCUCAGUCACGGUGCAGAUAUAGAUUACAAAGACGCUGACGGGCGUCCUACGCUCUACAUUCUGGCACUGGAGAAUCAGUUGGCCAUGACGGAGUAUUUUCUUGAAAACGGAGCAAACGUGGAAGCCUGCGACACGGAGGGGAGGACGGCGCUCCACGUCUCCUGCUGGCAAGGCCACGUGGAGGUGGUGAGGCUGCUGAUCAACUACCACGCCGACGUGAAUGCCUGUGACAAUGAGAAGCGGUCGGCCCUCCAGUCCGCGGCGUGGCAAGGCCACACCAAAGUGGUGCAGUUCCUGAUCGAGAACGGCACGCAUGUGGAUCACACGUGCAACCAGGGAGCGACGGCGCUGGGCAUCGCCGCCCAGGAGGGCCACAUCGACGUCGUGCAAAUACUGCUCGAAAACGGCGCCGACCCCAACCACGCCGACCAGUUUGGACGCACGGCCAUGAGGGUCGCGGCCAAAGGCGGGCACACAAUGAUCAUAAAGCUUCUGGAGAAAUACGGUGCCUCGGCUCUGAACGGCUGCAACCCGUCCCCGGUGCACACGAUGGAGGAGAAAACCCCGCUGGCAGUGACGGGUAAAAUGCAGUCCCUCACCAUCAAGUCCAGUAGCUCCGGCAGUACUGGAGCCGGAGACCAGCAGUCCUCCGGACGGGGCUUACCCAACGGGCCCGUCCACGCCUUCAGCUCUCCCUCCGAGUCUCCUGAUUCCACGGUAGACAGACAGAAAUCCUCCCUGUCCAAUAACUCCCUGAAGAGCUCCAAGAACUCCUCCCUGCGGACGACGUCGUCCACGGCCACGGCCCAGACCGUUCCCAUCGACAGCUUCCCCGGACUGACGUUCACCGAGCAGAUUCAGCAGCACUCGCUGCCUCGCAGCCGCAGCAGACAGUCCAUUGUCUCCCCGUCCUCCACAACCAAGUCCAUCAACCAACAGCCGUCGUCGCCAUCCGCCGAGUUCGACUGGCCGCAGCUGAAACCCGGACUCAAGUCAAAUAAAGGGACCAAGACUGGGAACGGGACUUCAAACAGCAAACGAGCUCCGGGAGACAAGAAGAAGAUGAAAACCGGCUCUCAAGGUCAGGUUCUGGAGUACGAGAUGACCCAGUUCGACAAGAGGAUCGCCCUCAAUAAGUCGGUCGCCAACAUUUCAGUCAAGGAUCCGCACUGCAAGAUCAUGAUUGGAGGUUCUGUUCAGCAGGACAGAGGCCCGGACCCGUUCUUCAUCCAGCAGCAGAGCUGUGCCGAGAAGAAGAGGAACGGAAUCAUGACCAACCCCAACUAUCACCUACAGGGUAACCAGGUCUUCCUGGGGAGGGUGUCGGUUCCUCGGACUGCGCAGAACCGGGGUCACCAGGACGUGUUGGAGAACUACCCCAUCGGGGAAACGGAGCUCAGCCUGAAACAAGCCCUGAAACUGCAGAUUGAAGGAUCAGACCCCGGGCUGAACUACAAAAAGGAGACUCCGUUAUAGCUGCAGGAGAACCCUGCAGAACAUUGAUCCAGAACAUUGGCUGACGACUGUGACUGGACUGCACUCAACAGAACCAACAGACUUUGCAUGAAGAGCGCCCCGGUCUGGACCUGGAACCGGUUCUGGACCCUCUCACGUCGUCAUGCAGACGGUGGAGGGAACGUGCCAAAGUGACUGUUUUCAUCUGCAUUCAAAGAAGAAGCGAUUGGAGUAUUGAUCGCCGAUUGUGAACUGAUACUUCCACGUGCCUACGUCUGUUACAGCCUUCUCCACGUAUUCAUGCAAACUGUCUUUUUUUUAUUUAAAGAUAUUUAAUAAACAGUGUAUGCACUUUUGACAGUUAAUUGAGACAUGCAUCAGUUCCUUUUGUAUCCUUCAUGUUUGACAGAAUCAUACCAAUGCUUUGUUGUUGUUUUUUUUUUUUUAUUAUUUUAUAUUGUGUAAGUUGUUCUACUUGUUCACACUGACAGCAAUGUACCACUGCGACAUUGUCACAAAGCAGAUGAAACCAGCCUGAUGCCUUGCUCAUGGGCAGAUACCCCAAAUAAUCUGCGUUAAAAACCUCCAUUUGUGUGCCCAACCUCCGCUGGCGUAUUUAUUCUUCGCUUGGAAAAAGCCACUUUUUUUUUUUUUUGCAUUUUGUGUUUGGUUGCGUUGGACCAUGGUGCUGCGUUCAGGUGCUUCAGUUAUUUUGGACUCCAGUUUAGUCUGCUUGCUGCGUUUGUGUGUUCUCCAGACGUCUGAGGAAAGAACGUUGGACAUGUCAAGAACAAGCAGGAUUUCGUCCCUGUGGGACCUUUCACUUGUGUUGAGCGUUUUGUUUCUGUGCUUAAUAAAAAAAACAUUUCAAGAACCUUCCCGAGGCGUCAGCAGACGUUUGGUCCCAGUCAGAGAGUGAAAAUACUGAGUGGAACCGUGAACCCCUGGCUGUGGUUCUGGAGGGUGUGGGGGCUCAAACUGGACUCUGUCCAUCAGCUGUUGACUGGUUGGUCUGGACCGUUUGUCGGAUUGUAAAUAGCUUCUCAUGUUCAUCCUUCAUCAAAACAAUUCCUGUAUUACAUGAAGUGGAAUUUUCUGAUGUAUAUUAACGUGCUGAAUAAACAUAUUUGCUUUACU